AUGGGUUCUGAGGAAAAGGCUCUCUUGGGACAAUUUGGAUUUCCUCUCACUGGAACGGAGACCCAGUGCUACACCAAUCACGCCUUGUCUUAUGAUCAGGCCAAGCGGGUGCCGAGAUGGGUUCUUGAACACAUAUCCCAAAGCAAGAUAAAGGGUGAUGCAGACAGGAAACACUGUAAAUUCAAGCCUGAUCCCAACAUCCCUCCCGUCUUCAGUGCCCUCAACGAGGACUAUCUUGGCAGUGGGUGGUCACGAGGACACAUGGCUCCUGCAGGGAAUAACAAAUUUUCAACUAAAGCCAUGGCGGAAACCUUUUACCUUUCUAAUAUCGUGCCUCAGAAUUUCGAUAAUAACGCUGGCUAUUGGAACAGGAUAGAGAUGUACUGUCGGGAACUGACGGAGCGGUUUGAGGAUGUGUGGGUGGUGUCCGGACCUCUGACCUUACCUCAGACCGGAAGUGACGGGAAGAAAACCGUCAGUUAUCAGGUGAUUGGUCAGGACAACGUGGCCGUCCCCUCCCACCUCUAUAAAGUGAUCCUGGCGCGCAGAAGCCCGGUGUCCUCGGAACCGCUGGCCCUGGGGGCCUUUGUGGUGCCCAAUGAGGCCAUCAGCUUCCAGCCCCCGUUGACGGAGUUCCAGGUGAGCCUCCAGGACCUCGAGCGGUGGUCGGGCCUGGUGUUCUUUCCUGACCUGGACCGGACACACGGUGUCAGGAACAUCUGUGCCGUGGACACCUGCAAACUCCUGGGUUUCCGGGAGUUCACCCUGUACUUGAGCACCAGGAAGAUUGCCAGCGCCUCAUCGGUGCCCAGACUGGAAAAGAUCAUGGAAAAUUUGCGGAAAGCAGGAGUCGAACCCGAUGAUUACUUCAUCGGUCUCUAUGAGAAGAAGCUGCGGAGACUCAAAGCCCAGGAGCAGUCCGGAGCCCAGGAAAGAAAGCCAUCCUAGCUGUCCCUCCCAGCAGAGAGCCACUCUUUCAGCGGCGUGCUUCACACACACCAUCAGGUCCCCAAACAAAAAGGAUCAGAUCCGAAACUGAAGUUCAAAAUUGCCCCUGGAGAUAAAAGGGGUGCAGUUUUAAAUGUUUUUAUGUUAGACGUCUCCAACAGUUGAUUCCAAGCUUAGUACAUUUUGUUUCCUAGACAAAACUAUGAAGGAGAAGAUAAAAAUACUUAAAGAGCCACAAGACUUAAAUUAUGACAAUGAAGAAUUUCGAUUUCUUUUUUUUUUUUUAUUUCGAUUUCUUAACCAGUAGGGAAUUUGUGAUUUUUCAAAAUUCAGUAUUUCAAGUACAUUCAACAAAUGUACAUUGAAUCAUGUAUUUCAUACAUAUAUAUUUUUAUGUAUUUCAUAUUAAAACACAAAAUAGAACACCAA
This is a messenger RNA of Echinops telfairi (small Madagascar hedgehog), 1377 nucleotides long. It is a transcript of the gene EXOG, whose product is annotated as exo/endonuclease G. The record is from RefSeq and is a predicted model, not a curated record. The transcript is spliced from 6 exons. Gene Ontology annotation, biological process: apoptotic DNA fragmentation. Gene Ontology annotation, molecular function: 5'-3' exonuclease activity; metal ion binding; nucleic acid binding. Gene Ontology annotation, cellular component: nucleus; mitochondrial inner membrane. Bases 1 to 948 code for a protein of 315 amino acids. NCBI's taxonomy places the organism in Eukaryota, Metazoa, Chordata, Mammalia, Afrosoricida, Tenrecidae.